AUGCUUGCCGUUCUCGCGGCCUUCGUUGCGAUGGCAGCCGCUAUUGCCCUCGAGAAACGUGAUGAUUUCACAUACACGAUGUGGAUCACUGAUAAAGAUUACCAGAACGAGCCUUCCUGGCAAUUCGACCUCACAUUUGAUAUCUCUGGCUACUAUUCUUCAGCAUCUUGCCAAGUCGUCAAUGGACCAGGCAAAAGUUGCGUUGCCACUCCUGAGGGCCAUAAAGCAUACCAACUCUACUCGUACUCCAAGUUCCACUUCACUUCGCCUGGCCAGUGGAGCGUUCAUCUUACCUUCUUGCAUUCGUCUGGGGGCCAUAUCAUCUCGUACCGUCUCGAGCCAACUGGAAGUGUGGUCGGUCUGCCCAUCGUGGACCAUCAGAUCUUCCUCAACUCGAAUGGCGAGCCCCUCACCGAGUCUUAG
Messenger RNA from Mixia osmundae IAM 14324, 423 nucleotides. RefSeq lists its product as uncharacterized. The coding region runs from base 1 to 423 and encodes 140 amino acids. The transcript has 5 exons. The record is from RefSeq and is a predicted model, not a curated record. NCBI's taxonomy places the organism in Eukaryota, Fungi, Basidiomycota, Mixiomycetes, Mixiales, Mixiaceae.